This is a messenger RNA of Cavia porcellus (domestic guinea pig), 7652 nucleotides long. Its product is annotated as zinc finger protein OZF-like. The transcript has 9 exons. Gene Ontology annotation, biological process: negative regulation of transcription by RNA polymerase II. Gene Ontology annotation, cellular component: nucleus. The coding region runs from base 65 to 2203 and encodes 712 amino acids. Gene Ontology annotation, molecular function: RNA polymerase II cis-regulatory region sequence-specific DNA binding; DNA-binding transcription repressor activity, RNA polymerase II-specific. The record is from RefSeq and is a predicted model, not a curated record. Lineage: Eukaryota; Metazoa; Chordata; Mammalia; Rodentia; Caviidae.
GUCAGACGGAAAUGGUCAGAAACAGCUGUGGCGAUCUCCUUACCGCCAACCUGCUCAGCUGCAAAUGCCGAGGUUCCCCUGGUCUUGGGCGCUGUGUCACCCUCUGACACAUCUUCCCGUUGCCCAGGCAGGAACAGUGCUGAGUCCGCAGCAUGUAGACACUGUGCUGGGACACCGCUGCCCCACGGUCCAUUUCUGUGCGGCCCAGGCGGAGGAACCAGUGACCUUGGAGGAUGUUGCAAUUAACUUCACCAUGGAGGAGUGGGCCUUGCUGAAUCCAUUCCAAAAGGAGCUCUACAGAGAUGUGAUGUGGGAAACAUUUAUGAAUAUGACUACUAUAGGACAGACCUGGAACAACCAGCAAACUGAAGAAGAAUACAAGCAUUUCUCAAGAAAUCUAAGUAAUGAAGAAGUAGCAAAAUGGUAUGAAUAUAAAUCUUGCAAUCAGUACAGAAACAUAUUCCUUUGGUCUCCAGAUGCUAAUGUGGACAUGCAACAGACUACUUUAAAACCAGUUGAAAGCCUUGCUUGUAGAAAGCCCCUGAUUGGGCAUUUAUCACAAAAUGUGUCCAUUUUACCUUCCAUUGGCCAGAAGCCAGAUGAGAAUUUGGAACUGGAUGACAAUUCGAGUAAAGGUAAUGAACAUGGAGAAAUCUUCAGUGCUUUCCAGUUUUUUUUAAAGAAUACUUUAACAAACAGUGGUGAGGAACCUUCUAAGUAUGAACAGUGUGAGAAAAACUGCUCUGAAUGUACUGAAAGGACUCAUCCUGGAGAGAAGACCACUGUAGGUAAGAAGAAUAUGAAUGCUUCCAGGACUUCCAGUGGUUUUCACAUUUAUGAAAGUAUUUGCACUGGGAAGAAACCAUAUGUAUGCAAGCAAUGUGGGAAAACUUUGAGUACACGAAGUUGCUGUAAAAUUCAUGAAAGAUUUCACGUGGAGAAGAAAGCCUGUGUAUGUAAGCAAUGUGGAAAAGUAUUUGUUGGUAAGUCUUCACUUCAUAAACAUAGACGAACCCACACUGGUGAAAAGCCCUAUGUAUGUAAGCAGUGUGGGAAAGCAUUCAGCACACAUAGUAACUGUAAAAGGCAUAAAAGAAUUCACACUGGGGAGAAACCAUAUGUAUGUAAGCAGUGUGGAAAAGCAUUUACUACAAAGAAUUAUUAUAACAUACAUGAAAAAAUUCAUACAGGAGAAAAACCUUAUGUUUGCAAGCAAUGUGGGAAAGCAUUUGCUAUGCAGAUUACCUGUAAAAUACAUGAAAGAAUUCAUAUUGGGGAGAAACCUUAUGCAUGUAAGCAAUGUGGGAAAACAUUUGGCAGACACAGUAACUGUAAAAUCCAUGAAAGAGUUCACACUGGGGAGAAACCAUAUGUAUGUAAGCAGUGUGGAAAAGCAUUCAGUGUACACAGUACCUGUCGACGCCAUGAAAGAAUUCAUACUGGGGAGAAAUCCUAUGUAUGUAAGCAAUGUGGGAAAGCAUUCAGCACACACAGUCACUGUCAAAGGCAUGAAAGAAUUCACAGUGGAGAGAAACCUUAUGUAUGUAAACAGUGUGGCAAAGCAUUUACUACACACCGUUUUUGUCAAAUACAUGAAAGAACUCACACAGGGGAGAAACCUUAUGAGUGCAAGGAAUGUGGAAAAGCAUUCACUAGAAAGAGCUCUUACAAUAUACAUGAAAAAAGUCACACAGGGGAAAAACCUUAUGUGUGCAAGCAGUGUGGAAAAGCAUUUACCACAAAAAGUUAUUAUAAUGUACAUGAAAAAAUUCAUACAGGGGAAAAGCCUUAUGUGUGUAAGCAAUGUGAGAAGACAUUUUCUACCCACAAGGAUCAUCAAAGACAUGAAAGAACUCACAGUGGGCAGAAACCUUAUGAAUGCAAACAAUGUGGGAAAGCAUUCAGUACACACAAAUAUUGUCAAAUACAUGAAAAAACUCACACUGGGGAGAAACCUUAUGUGUGCAAGCAAUGUGGCAAAGUGUUCACUACACAAAAAUAUUUUCAAAUACAUGAAAAAAGUCAUACAGGAGAGAAACCUUUUGUGUGUAAGCAAUGUGGGAAAGCAUUCUCUACAAAGAGUUCUUAUACCAUACAUGAAAAAAGUCACACAGGAGAGAAACCUUUUGUGUGUAUGCAAUGUGGUAAAGCAUUCACUACACACAAAUAUUGUCAAAGACAUGAAAGAACUCACACAGGUUAGAAGCCCUAUGUAUGUAAUCCAUGUGGUGUAAGAUUUGCUAAUCUUCAUUUAAUACACAUAGAUCUCAUACUGGGAAGGAACCCUUUGUAUAUAAGCAAUAUGGGAAAAGCAGUCAGUGAACACAGUUUUUAUCAACCACAUGAAAGAAGUUACACUGAGGAGAAACCUUAUAUAAGUAAGUCUGUUUUGAAAAGCUUAUGAAAAUUCCUCAUGUAGUGCAGAACUAUGAAAAUUAAAUAAAAAUUUGAUGUCAGUAUUUCUUCAUAAACCUUCCAGAAAAAUUCCAGAUGGAGAUAUCCUAGAAUGUAUUCUUUCUUUGUUUUUCAGAAAUCGCUUGUAAAUAUUUGAACUAUGUAUCUGUAGUCUUUACUAUAAAAAUAUUGACACGGCUGGGGAUUUAGCUCAGUGGCAUAAGCACCUACCUGGCAAAUCCCCUGGUACAAUAUAUAUAUAUAUAUUGAGAGACAGAGAGAGAGAGAGAAUAUAUUUUUAUGUAAGCCAUUGACUUUGAGCUUAAUAUGUAAUAUCUUCUAAUCAAACAAGGGAAAUUAAAAUGUGUUUCUCAAUUCCAAGUAGGGUUAGUAUUUAUGUAGUUUUGAUUUUGUGUGUUUAGCAUUGAGAGAAAUAAGCCUCUAAAAAAUAAAUUUUAUUAAUUUUUUAAAUGGAAUUUCCCACUAGCUUUGAUUUUAAUAUUUUUGGUAUAUAUACUUCAUAUUCUGUUUUAAAGGAUAAUUUUGAAUUUGAUUAUAUAUAUAUUUAUGCAUGUUUACAGACAUGUGAAUAUGAGUUUUUGAAAAGUUCAGUUGUUUUCAUACAACUCAUAGAUUAGCAAAUGUUUUGUUUUUCAUAUCCUAACAAAGUAUCUGAAUAUUCCAACAUAAUUAUAUCAAAUAAUUUAAUCCAUUUUGCUUUCAUGUCAUUCUCAAUAUUAUGAUUUACAUAAAAUUUUGUUUUCUUAUCAGCAUUUUACUUUUCAUGCGUAUAGUGUCAUGACUUCAAUUUUUGUGUUAAUUUUACCACCACUUAUACAAAAAAUAAACCCAUACUGCUGUCUUUAAUUUAAGCAGAUCAGAUGGAUCAUGAUUGUCGAUAAAAGGCUAUCAUGAAUUGUAAUGUAUCAGUCAGUGCUUACUUGAGAAAUAGGUUUAAUGCAAGAUAUACACAUAUAUAAAGAUUUACAAGAUUGGCUUACAGUGGCUGCCCACACAAUCAGAUACAAGAGUGCAAAACGUCUGUCUUUGCACAGGAUAUCCUAAAAUUCCAUUGAAGGCCUGGCACCCACUCUUAUUUAACAUGCAAUUCUGUAUCAGAAGAGCAAAGCUCUGUACCAGAGACCAACAGAUCUGUGCUGAAAGACAGAUGAUCUGCACUGGAGGCUGAAGAGUCUGUGCUGGAAGCCAGGAAAUGAUUUCCAAGGUGACAGUGAACACUGGAGCUUCUCUACAAAAACACAUGUAGGCCUUCCCUUUUCAUCUUUUUUUAAUAACAUUCUGACAACGGUCCUCCCCGGAGUGGGUCUUCUACACCCACAAUUUUGCUGGGCAAAUUUAGCUGAACAUGUAAUACUCAAAUUGACACAAUCAGUUAACUGUCACAACCCACCCCUUGACAACUUUACAACCAGACACAGUUCUUUAAAUCACAGACUCCAGAUAGAAAGAAAAGAUCAUAAAUAUACUAGCAUAUUAUAGCUGUCCUUUAUACAAGUAGAAGCACACUAAUUCCCUCUCCAGAAUAAAAAGGAAGUUUUCUUUGCAUGAUGCUUCUAACAUUUCAUAACUUGAACACUAUAACAUAGGUUUAACAAGGCUUAACAAUAUUAAUUCUAUCAACAUUAUAUUACAUUGGAAACAUAGUAGGAAAUAACUUAUAAUCCUUGUCUCUGUAGCGAAUCACCAGGGUCAUAGGUGUGACUUAGAACUACCUUGAUUCAUUCUGUGUUUCCUUGGCCUUCAGCAAGCACCUCAGUAGGUUUGGUUCUUUCCUUUGCAUGUUCACCCAUACCUUCAUUCCGAAGAUUCUAGAUCAUUUGAUGUUCUGUCUUGAUUGGAUUGUUAUAGUUUUCCAUUAACUUUGAUAACAACGUAUGGCUAUACUAGGAGUUCUCAAGUAUGUUUUUCUCCUGCACCCCAAGUAUAUUUUUCUCUCCUCCAUUGUGGAUUAAUAGUCUAAUUUUGUAUUGACAAUCUAGGUCAAUCACCCCUCUCAACAAUGUAACAUUUUGAUUGAUUCCUCAAGAGUCAUAAGGUGACCAAAAUGACCAGAGGAAAGACUUUGCUUCCAUUUCAAUGAUACUCUUACUGUGUUUCCUAGUACAGUUCUUCCUUUCAUUCCCAGAACUAAGACUUGUUUCUAAGCCAGAUGAGCAUGAGGUCAUGAGAAAAGGGUGCAAAACUGUGCUAGGAGAUCACUCUUACUUUCACCUUUUCAUUCCUGGACCCAUGAAUUCUGGCUAUGGAAAACACUGUACCAUAUAGUGGAUCCUGAUUCAAAGCGCAUACAACCUUUUGAAAAACCUUGACUUGGCCCUGCAAGCUGUUGCCACCUAACUGGUGCUGCAAGUCUGUCCUCAAAAGAUAAGUUCAACUUUCUAUCAACCUAUCUACUUCUGGGUGUUGAGGAGCAUGGUAAGCCCAGUGAAUUCCAUGAGCAUGAGCCCAUCGCCUCAUAUCUUUGGCUAUGGAAUGUAUUCCUUGGUAAUGAGAUACAGUGCUGUAUGGAAUUCCAAGAUGGCUGAUAAGGCAUUAUGUGAAUCCAUGGAUGGGAGAGUUGGCAGAAGCAUUAUAGGCAGGAAAGGCAAAUCCAUAUCCAGAACUAAGUAUUCCACUAAGCACAAAGCAUCCUCAUUUCCUUGAUGGCAGCAGUUCAAUCUGAUCACUGUGGAAGGCUGAUCAUCCCAGGGUAUGAUGCCAUAUUGAAAAGUCAGUGUUGGUCUCAGCUUGAGGUCACUUGGGCACAUUCAGCAGAGGCUGUAGUCAGAUGUCACUUCUUGAGUGGGAGUCCAUGUUGCUGAGCAUGCAUAACCUCUAGAGUCACUCUGUGUGUGAGUCCUCUGGGCAGCUAUGGAUGUUCAAAUAAUACUGCAUCAAAUAAUACUGAGCUCAUGAUAGGCAGAAGGCUUAUACCGUGCAGCAAAAUGAUGAUUUUAUAGAACUGAAAGCUAGAAGCCAACAAGAAGCCAUGCCCUCCCUGGGUAAUGCUGGUGACACACACACAGGGACAUCAUUCUAAGACCAAGUGAAGUUUCCUAUUAGAGCCAAUCCUUAGAAUAUGCUGAUUUUGUAAGUGAUACAUAAAUUCACAUAAAUUUCUGUGGGAAGGCACUAACUACUUGCAUAUACAAGAAAGAAAAUUGAAUAGUAACAACUUAGAUGUUUAGAAACCAUGCCUUCCCAUGAAGCAGGCUCUGACAGGCUGAUCGGUAAUAGCCUCAACCAGAAGAGAAACCAGGCCUUCCCACAAGCUAGCUGGUGCACAGACUGAAAAAUGAGAAGAGCAUAUCUCCUGACUCUGCUGAUUCAGAGGACUCAGAGAUGAUAGCAACUGAGGGGAAGGGAAUAGCUUGUUGCUUGUAUUGUUUGGUUGACUCUGCAGGCUUGGGGCUGGUGGUCUGAGCAUCUACUUGGAAGAUGGCAGUGUGCAUUGUGGCAACCGUGGGAGAUUUCUUCCUGUCUUGUUUUUGAAAUCCAAUGUUUUGUUUCAUUUUACUGUUUUAUUUCUGUGUAUGAAAACGUAUUUUGAAGAAAACAAUGUGCAGUAUUGUUCUCACUCUUUUGUUCUGAUUUAUUGUUUUGCUUUAUUCAGUGUUAUGUUUUGACUGGUUUUAUUCUGUGUUGUGUUGUUUGAUUUUACUAGGUCUGACAGUAUGGACAACUAUUGUAAAGAUAGCAAAUUAUGUUAUGGUAGCCAUUGUUGAUUUCGUAUUUUCCCACUUUGAAAUUAUGUACCACUUUCACAGCUUUGCUUUCAUUGCUUUUAUUCUAUUUUUUCUUCGGUUCUAGUCUCUUUAAAUUUAAAAAAAAGAAAAAAAACAGCAGGGGUUUUGAAAAGCUAGAAAGAAACAUCUUAAAUUCAAACAUUCCUCAUGGGGUGUGAGACUAACACAGUUGGAGACAGGCUGGUCUACAAUUUCCUGGCUUAAAAUUUAUCAUUUGCGCUCCACUUCUGCUGGAAGAGAUUGGUAUCACUUGUCACUCUCAGCUCCGCAGGAACCAAGCAGAGACGAAGGCGGGCUGUCUGAACUACCCAAUCAGGUGGGCAGAGGGGGAGGGCACUUCCGGUGUCAUGGCGCUGAUGUACGAACUGUGAGCGAGUUUCUCAAAGCCGUUGACUGACCGGACCGUCUUUUUCUCUUAACUUCUGAUUGCCUACUACAUUGGAAGGAUCCCGGGAGACCUUCAAGCCACUCAAUGGAUGGAGCUGACACUACUGCCAGGAACUGAGCGUCCUGUUCUAGAUAAGGAAGGUGAUGUUACUGUGGCAGAGCCCUGAUGUUUCCAACUCACUGCUUGCAGCCCCACCUCUCUCCGCGCUGUGCAGUGAGCUGGAGGGUUGAGCGGAGGCUUCUGACUUAUAUGAAGCUUCUGUGUAGGAGGCACUGACCUUGGAGGAUGUAUUUGUGAACUUCAGCACAGAGGAGUGGGCUUUGCUGAAUCCAUCCCAAAAGAACCUUUACAGAGAUGUGAUGUGGGAAACAUUUAAGAAUAUGACUGCUCUAGGAAGGACCUGGAACAAUCACCAAGUUGAAGAAGAAUACAAUAUUUGCUCACAAAAUCUAAGUUUAAAAUGGGUGUCUGAGAUGAAUCACACAUUUCUCAGAUGAAGAUAUACAAAUAAAUACAUGAAGAAAUGUUGAGAAAUGCAAAUUAAAACAGGAUUGAGAUUCCAUCUCAUUCUGGAAAGAAUGGCUGCCAUCAAGAAAUCAACUGAUAACAAAUGUUGGCAAGGCUGUGGAGAUAAAGGAACACUUCUCCAUUGUUGGAGGGAGUGCAGACUGGUGCAGCCAUUUUGGAAAUCAAUACGGAGAUUCUUCAAAAAACUAGAAUUGGGAGUCCCAUUCAAUCCAAUUAUCCCCCUCUUGGGUAUUUUCCCAGAAAAAUUGAAAACAUCAUGUCACAAUGAUAUAUGUGCACCCAUGUGCAGCACAAUUUGUAAUAACUAAAUCUUGGAAACAACCAAAAUGCCUAUCAACUGCAGAAUGGAUGAAAAAGAUGUGGUAUUUUUACACAAUGGAAUAUUACUCAACUAUAAAAAGAUGAUCUUGAAGCUUUUAUAGCAGUGAAGAGGUAGCAGCAUGGUAUCAGUAUAAGCCUUGGACUCAACAUGAAAAAAUAUUCCUUUGGACUCCAGAUGCUAAUGUGCAACAAGCUGCUUUAAAGCCAGCUGAAAGACUUGUUUGUAGAAAGCCCUUGAUUAAGCAUUUAUCAAUAAAUAUGCCCAUUUUACCUUA